AAGCGUACCCCUUUUGAGAAACAAUAUUUUCUGAAUAGAGACAAAUCAUCCCCAAGACAUUUUCUCCUCACAACAAAAAAUGAAUCGUAACACAUAGCCAAAAGCAAAAAAUAAAAACAAAACAAAACCAAGUGUCUUAUUAGAUAUGCUCCAAAAUUUCAAUGACACAAAAAAAAUGAAUGGUUGUUGUAUGAAGUAAAACAAGGUUUAGCCACAAGCUUCUCUUAUCCAAAAACCAGCUUGUGUGACCCCAGUGGUUUAACAUUUCUAAAUAUUGCAGCUAGCUAUAGCUCACACCAUCAUCGUCUACUCACUUCAUGAACAUAGCCACACCCAUAUUCCUCCAAGCAUGAAUGACAGAGUAGACAAGUUGGUCAUCUUUCUAGCAAAGAGAGAUGGUAUUGACAAGCUUGUGAAGACCUUUCAAUAUGUGUCAAAGCUUGUAAACUGGCACGUGGAAGCCACUAAUCCUGCCAUGGCAAAGAGGUUCAAGCAAUGGGAAGUGGCCUCAGGCCUUAGCAGGAAAGCCUUCAGAACUGGAAGGUUUCUCACUGGGUUCAAUGUUCUUAGGAGAAAUCCAGGUUCUACCCUUUCUUUAAGGCUACUAGCAGUGCUUGCUAAUGCAGGAGAAAUGGUCUAUUUCUUCUUUGACCACUUUCUUUGGUUAGCAAGAAUUGGCACCUUGGAUGCUAGCUUAGCAAAGAAGAUGAGCUUCAUAUCCGCAUUUGGUGAGUCUGUGGGUUAUGUUUUCUUCAUUAUAGCUGAUUUCAUUGUGUUGAGAGAAGGAUUAAAGGAAGAGAGAAAGCUGAGAAGCUCUAAGGAAAAAUCAGUGGAAGAAGAGAAAGGGAUUCAGAAGAUAAGGGGUGAUAGAAUAAUGAGGCUAAUGGCAGUGGCAGCUAAUGUUGCAGAUUUGUUCAUAGCUAUAGCGGAGAUUGAACCAAACCCCUUCUGCAAUCACACUGUUACUCUUGGUAUUAGUGGGUUGGUUUCUGCUUGGGCUGGUUGGUAUAGAAAUUGGCCUUCAUAAAACUUUUUCCAAGAGCAUACUGUAAUUUUUUACGUCUAAUUAUUUAUGCUUAAUUAAUAUUUCAAUCGUGUCUUCCUCAUAAACUC
This is a messenger RNA of Abrus precatorius (Indian licorice), 1113 nucleotides long. Its product is annotated as peroxisomal membrane protein 11B. Gene Ontology annotation, cellular component: peroxisomal membrane. The record is from RefSeq and is a predicted model, not a curated record. Lineage: Eukaryota; Viridiplantae; Streptophyta; Magnoliopsida; Fabales; Fabaceae. The coding region runs from base 350 to 1027 and encodes 225 amino acids. Gene Ontology annotation, biological process: peroxisome fission; regulation of peroxisome size. The transcript has a single exon.